Messenger RNA from Caenorhabditis briggsae, 837 nucleotides. Bases 1 to 837 code for a protein of 278 amino acids. The record is from RefSeq and is a predicted model, not a curated record. NCBI's taxonomy places the organism in Eukaryota, Metazoa, Nematoda, Chromadorea, Rhabditida, Rhabditidae. The transcript has 5 exons.
AUGGCUUGCUGUUUUACAGAUAUUCAUUUGACUUUCCUAUUCCAACCAGUACCUUUAUAUCCUUUAGUUUCUGGUUAUGUUAUGGGAUUAGGUGCGGUUUUUGGUGCUACCACUCAUGUUUGUAUGUGCGGCAUAAUAUUCCUCCUUAUCUAUCAAAUCGGCAGUAUGAUCGCCUGUUUUGUCAAGAAGCAUCAAGCUAUAGCAGGAAUUUCAAGGAAAUCUGUGAUUCCUAAUAUUUUGCUUCUUUUUAUGUUUAUCUAUUUUGUCAUUUAUACAAUAAGUGUCACAGGAAUUUAUGCGACGUUGAAUGUUCCAGAAGAUGAAAAAUUUGAACUUAAAUACCCAACAUAUCUCGAAGGCUUCCGCUCUCUUCCCAACUUCUCUAUUUACGAUCCAUCCGGAUAUUUCGUCAAAUUUGUGAUCUACUCAUUGGUUGGAGGAAUCGCGGCGUUUUUUACACUAGUAUUGGUGCUUCUGAACAUUUCCAGAAUGUUAAGGAUUCUGAAGACAAAAAUGUCGGCGUCAACCUAUCAGAAGCACAAAUCCGCGAUUUUUUGUCUUUUGGCACAGUUUUCCACGUCGUCAGUUAUAUUUUUGCCGCCGAUAUUUUUUGUUUUUGUGAUUCUGAUGGGGGCAAAUGGAGCACAGUUAAUCGUCGAAUACCUGCUUGUCAUUGCUUGCUCCCACUCGACACUGAACGUAGUAGUGCUGAUAAUCACCUUUCCACCGUAUCGAAAAUUUGUAGGAACCAAAUUCUUUGGGAUCAAAAAAACUGGAAGUCGCUUCAGUCUGUUCACCAACAAGCAGAGUGUUUGUGGAGUGGUCAGUAUGGGAUAA